GAGCUAGCCUCAUCCACACUUCACGAAAACUUCCGCUUGUGGAUGACUACUGAAGAGGAGAGGAAAUUCCCAGCAGUAAUGCUACAACGCAGUUUGAAAGUAACUUUUGAACCGCCACCCGAAGCUGAUUGGGAGUUUAUAAGAGGUCUGCUGAUGUUCGUCAUUUACGGUGGACGGAUAGAAAAUGUUUUUGACAGUCAAGUGCUGGAAUCCUACCUCAUCACUUUUUUUAAUGCUGAGAAAGUUACUGGGCGUUCUGGUCAACUUUUGGCAAAAGGCAUCGAACUUCCUGCAUUGGCUAGUAUUCAGCUGCCAAACCCAAAGGAGUCUCCGGACCCAAUAGCAGAGGUUGUAUCGUUGGAGUUCAUUCAUGCAAUAAAACUCGUGAGUUUUUAA
This is a messenger RNA of Strongylus vulgaris, 396 nucleotides long. The record is from the annotation of a GenBank genome assembly. NCBI's taxonomy places the organism in Eukaryota, Metazoa, Nematoda, Chromadorea, Rhabditida, Strongylidae.